UUGUUUGGUUGCCUAACAGGGGAGCUUCUUCGUUGGCGUACUUUUUUUUUUUUUAAUUUUAUUUUAUAAUUCCUUGGUUUUUCAGUUAUUGGAGCUUUUUUUAUUGCUGUACUUGUGUUUAAUAAUUGUCUGAUUAUUGAUUUAUUUUCCAGAGUUAGAAGAAUUAGUAUUUCUUUUUCUUGAGAUAAAUUCAGCUGCUCUGGAACUCAUUCUCUCUAGGUUCUGAUAUUGAAUUUUAUCAGGUACACACAAACUACUACAAUUCCCAGUGUUGGGUAGUAGAAGAAGUUUGCGAGUUCUGACGUUCUAUUCGUUACUGGGAUGUCUAAGUCAACAGCUUGGAAGUAUGGAAUAUUUGUUGUUGCAUGGUUGUGUUGGGCUUCUCUAUCUUUCGGAGCUCAGGGCGCCAUUACCAGCCCAGUGGAAGGCAACUUCUGAAAAUGGGAUUGUCAGGAAGUCUAUCACCAGAGCUUGGCAAAUUAUUGUACCUACAAAUACUGGAUUUUAUGUGGAACAGCAUAAGUGGGAGUAUACCCAAGGAGAUAGGCAAUAUCACCACCUUGGAACUCUUGCUUCUGAAUGGAAACAAAUUAACAGGUCCAUUACCUGAAGAGCUUGGUUAUCUUCCAAACUUGGACAGAAUACAAAUUGAUCAGAACAACAUAUCAGGACCAGUACCAGUAUCAUUUGCAAAUUUGAACAAAACGAAGAAUUUUCACAUGAACAACAAUUCAAUUAGUGGGCAAGUUACCCCGGAGCUAUCCAGAUUACCAAGCCUUGUUCACUUCCUUCUGGAUAAUAAUAACUUAUCAGGGUAUCUUCCACCAGAGUUCUCCGAACUGCCACAGUUACUGAUACUUCAACUUGAUAACAAUCACUUUGAUGGGACUACAAUUCCAGCUUCGUAUAGCAGAAUGUCCAAAUUGCUGAAGUUGAGCCUUAGGAAUUGCAACUUGCAAGGGGAGAUUCCUGAUUUGAGCCAAAUACCGUACCUUGGUUAUCUAGAUCUCAGUUUAAAUCUGCUAAAUGGAACCAUACCUACCGAGAGCAUUUCUAAGACUAUCACGUCCAUCUAUUUAUCCAACAACAGUCUUACUGGAACAAUUCCUGACAGCUUUUCGUAUCUUCCUCGUCUCCAGAUACUGUCAAUUGCGAACAAUUCAUUGAACGGCUCUGUUCCAUCCACCAUUUGGCAAAAUAGGACUUUGAAUGGAAACGAAAGCCUUACAGUGGAGUUGCAGAAUAAUAAGCUUACAAAUAUUACAGGCGAUACUAAUCUACCUCCACAUGUCACUGUCUGGCUUCAAGGGAAUCCAAUUUGCUCGAACACCAACCUAGCCAGUUUCUGUGGAUCUGAAAGUGAUGCUGAAAAUACAAAUCAGGGUCCAACGAAUAACACUUUAUAUUGUCGACUAUGUCCACCCCCUUAUGAACAUUCCCCUGUAUCUCCUGGACUUUGUUUCUGUGCUGCCCCUCUACUUGUUGGAUAUCGGUUGAAAAGUCCUGGAUUCUCAGAUUUUCGUCCUUACAGAUCAAUGUUUGAGGAUUACCUGACAUCUGGUCUUGCUCUACUCCUUAAUCAGCUGUACAUUGAUAGUUUUAAAUGGGAAGAAGGCCCUCGACUGAAAAUGUACUUGAAGCUUUUUCCAGUAAAUAAAAAUCGAAACGACAAUGGUUUUAUCUUCGAUGCGAGUGAGGUUCGGCGAAUUAUGAACAUGUUCAGAUCAUGGACGAUUCCUGGUAGUGACAUCUUUGGACCUUAUGAACUUCUGAACUUCACUCUCCUGGACAUUUAUUUUCAGAUAAUUAGUAUUUUUCUUUUUCUUUUUUAUAACCCAAAUAAUUCUUAAAAAUUCCCGUCUCAUGUAUGAUAUCUCCACGCUGUAUCAAGUCAUAUUAGAUGAUUAAAUUCCAGAAUGAUUGUAUUGGAUACUAAAUAUUAGUGGAUUGUUCAAGAACUCCAAUGGUAAAACUUAGCGUUGGGACUAAAUAUUAUUUUGUUAAAUGUA
Messenger RNA from Carya illinoinensis, 2009 nucleotides. RefSeq names its product probable LRR receptor-like serine/threonine-protein kinase At1g06840. The record is from RefSeq and is a predicted model, not a curated record. Gene Ontology annotation, molecular function: protein binding. Lineage: Eukaryota; Viridiplantae; Streptophyta; Magnoliopsida; Fagales; Juglandaceae. The coding region runs from base 366 to 1850 and encodes 494 amino acids. The transcript has 14 exons.